Puccinia graminis f. sp. tritici CRL 75-36-700-3 is the source of this 2117-nucleotide messenger RNA. RefSeq lists its product as uncharacterized. Lineage: Eukaryota; Fungi; Basidiomycota; Pucciniomycetes; Pucciniales; Pucciniaceae. The record is from RefSeq and is a predicted model, not a curated record. The coding region runs from base 49 to 1962 and encodes 637 amino acids. The transcript has 5 exons.
GGUAAGUCCCCGCACCCACCCCGGGGCUACUACACACUUAUCAAGUCCAUGUCAGCUUCUCCUUCGCCUGCCCAACAAUUCUUCACCAAGCAACCACCACAUUCAAUGCUUCAACCCGAGCAGCAGUCCAACCAUCCCCCUCAAGCAUCCUCCUCAUCAGCACUUCAUCACGACGCAGAUGCCCGGCAUGAUACUCACUCCGAAGAACUUGCUCAGCUUUCAACCCAACUCAUCUCAGCUGGAUUCCUACGUCAGCCGUUGCCGCCUGACACUCUCAAUGGAGGCUCACUCGAAGGUCAAAAAUAUCUCAUCAAAGCUAUUUGGUCUAUGAUCGCCUCUCGCUCGAAGGAGAUGUCGAUUCGAGAGGGCCUGCUGGCCAAGCAGAGAGAGCUAUCCUAUGAACAUACCCGCCUGGAAGGAUUCCUAGAACGUGCCGAGAAAGAAAAACUUGAGGCCCAACAGGAGGCUACUGCAAGCACCAAUCGUGCCAAUGCAGCACAGAAAGAACUUGAUCUCGAAAAGGCUAGGCAUCGAAAGACGCGAGAUGACUACUCCAAACUGAAGAAUGCUGAAAGACUGAUUAAAACCACCAGUGUCCACGAACUGCGAAAGAAGACUAAUGAACUUGAUGAACUUCAACGACGUCUGACAAAGCUAUCAUCUAGCAAAGAUCUCCCUCUACCGUCUUCUCUUAAUUGGACCUCAUCAGCUCCUCUGGCGACCCGAGUUGAUACCGGAGGCGGUGGACGCGUUGGAUUACUUGAAUUCGACCUCAAGGCUUCGAGAGAUCAGAACAACCAACUUCAAAUCGAUAAUUCGAGGCUACGGGAAUAUCUUGGGAUUUAUGAACAACAAUUGAUUGACCUGAUAUCAGAAAUCACAAACCACAACGAUGCCCAGGGCUCAGUCUUCGAGAUCGAUGAUGAAGAACCAAUGCAUGAAGAAGAUCGGUUUAUCAGUACUCCGAACUCGAACGUACCAUUGCCCAAAAUCUACAAAAGAUUGUCAUUAGUUACUUACAAACUUCGCGAAAGAGUCCUUGAAAUCAUCAAGCUAGUCGAAGAAUUGCAGAAUAAAUUAACCGAAAUUAGCUCACUGGCAGAACAAGAGAGGAGCAAAUCACAAAAAGAAUUGGCACAGAUGCGAACCAACUUUGAGAAAGAAGUCGAGAGGUUAAAGGUAUCCCUGAAAGAAGCCGAGGCGACUGUUGAAGGAUGGGCCCAUACCGGCUUGGCCUGGGGACCGCCGCAAGCGACUGGAAUGGAAGACGUGACAGUUGAGCGCAGCUUGGAAAUCGCUCAGCCGCAAAUACAAAUGCAAGUCGAAGCCUUAUCAGUCGAAAGGAAGAAAUUAGCGCAAGAGGCGAUCGAACUUGCCAGGCAAAGAGCCGAGAUGGAGAUGCGGAAGAUGAACGAGGAGCGAGAGAAAAUCCUGAAAGAGCUAGACAUGAACCCGACUCCCAAGCAGUCCAUCUCCAUCUCGACGAGCCAGAAUGCGGGUGAUCAAACGCGUCCAGCUGACGACAAGGGGAAUGAGACACUGGAGAGUUUGGUCGUUUACACCAAGCCCAAGGGUCCGACGACCAAAGCUCUACAGACGAGGACGGGCAAGCCGAGGUCGUCGAUUUCAAAGGGCUUGGGCACUGUCCAUCGAGUCAAGCAGCAGAUCCCGUCUUCCGCUACAAGUAUUUCUAAGCCCGCGCCAACCCGUAACCGGACCGCCGUCUUGAAGUCCUUAUUAUCAAUCACCGGGGAGGACGGAGGAAUCUCCGGAAGCUCUACCGCCACUAACAGCUCUGCUACUGCCAGCAAACCCAGCCUGCCUCAUCGAACUCUCAACCCUUCUGUCGGACCGUCUUCCUCAUCUUCCUCUUCUGCUUCGCGUCUGAGAAGCGAAUCAACCGUUCAGAGAAAAUUCAAUCUCGGCAAAUCUCACUCUCGGAUCACGCGUCCACCCCGUUGAUUUUAUGAUAUCCAUUCCCACUCUUGAGUUUUUUUCACUCAAUUUGUUUUGAUUCGAUAGACAGAAAUUGUUUGUUUAAAUGUAAAAGUAAUUGUCCGGGGUUGUUCCCCUCUCUAAAUCAAUUUGUAUGGAAAUCCUAUCAAAUUUUAUAAAUA